This is a messenger RNA of Drosophila guanche, 631 nucleotides long. Its product is annotated as hepatoma-derived growth factor-related protein 3-like. Gene Ontology annotation, cellular component: nucleus. NCBI's taxonomy places the organism in Eukaryota, Metazoa, Arthropoda, Insecta, Diptera, Drosophilidae. Bases 68 to 580 code for a protein of 170 amino acids. Gene Ontology annotation, biological process: regulation of transcription by RNA polymerase II. Gene Ontology annotation, molecular function: double-stranded DNA binding; transcription coregulator activity. The transcript is spliced from 3 exons. The record is from RefSeq and is a predicted model, not a curated record.
UACGAAACUUCAUAUUUAACAAAAAAGGCCAGCAGUAAACGUUCGUAGCAGCAACAAAAAGCAAAAAAUGUCGAAUCCAAAUAAAACUGUUUACAAGAAAAAUGACUUGGUAUUCGCCAAGGUUCGUGGCUACACCCCGUGGCCAGCCUUAAUUGAAAACUGUGUGGAUGGAGCAGACAAGUAUUUGGUCCACUUUUAUGGGACUCAUAAUAAGGGAAAUAUAAAGGGGGCAAAAAAUCUAUUUCCAUACGUCGAGUACAAGGACAAAUUUGCCACAGAAAAGAAUCUACGCCGCGUGUCCUAUGCCCGGGCUUUGAAGGAGAUCGAACGCGAUUCGGCCGGUCCAAGUGAUUUGGAUUCGGGUAAAAGCGAUGAUGGCGAUAAUACAAAUAACAGCCCGGACCACCCAGACAUUAACAUUGACCCUCCACAGGAAUCGAAUAAUGAACCAAAUAUAGUGAACAGCGUUCCGGAGUCCCAGGAUGAAGAUGUGCAACCCGUGCCACCAGAGCAGACAACUCCUGUCGAUUUUGAGCGCGAGUUAGUUGAGAAUUCUAAGAAACAGCAAGAAAACAUCUAAUCACAUCACAUCCAUCCCAUUCAACCCACAACCAUCAUGUUCCAUUUUGAC